CUUCUUCUAGUGAGAAGAGGAGGAGGGGGAGAAGCUUUGGAUCAUCUUUUCGCGCCAUUUUCUUCAAAGCGGCGCAUUCCCCCCUAUUUUACGGAGUUGAUGAGUUAUUUUCCUCUCCACCAAGUCUUUAUGUAAAUAUAGUCUAUCGAAUAUUGUUGCCUUUUUUUUCUUCCUUUCUUUCUCACCACCAUUGUGUCGGCGAGGUUUCUAAUUGCUCCAGUCUCACCACAAAUUCAUCAUGGCCAAAGUUAACAUUAGCAAUGUGGUCGUCCUAGAUAAUCCUUCACCUUUUUUGAAUCCGUUCCAAUUCGAAAUCACGUUUGAGUGUUUGGAAGACUUGCCAGAAGAUCUUGAGUGGAAAAUCAUCUAUGUUGGCUCUGCAGAAAGCAUGGACUAUGACCAAGUGCUCGAUUCAGUUCUUGUUGGACCUGUUCCUGGUGGACGACACAUGUUUGUGUUUCAAGCUGGGCCACCAGACACGAGUAAAAUUCCAAUAGCUGAUGCAGUCGGUGUAACUGUUGUGUUGCUGACCUGUUCAUACAAAAGUAAGGAAUUUAUCCGGGUUGGUUACUAUGUUAAUAAUGAAUACAGCGAUCCUGAGCUGAAAGAAACACCUCCAGACAUGCCAGUCUAUGAUAAGUUACAACGUAAUAUUUUGGCCACAUGUCCAAGGGUGACCCGGUUCAAGAUUGACUGGGAUGACAAUCAAGACAGUGAGAAUAUUCCACCUAUGCAGAACACAGACACCGAAUCCAAUCAAAUGUACGACGAGAAGUCAAAUGAUGAACUUUUGAAACCCAUGCCAGGUUUCCAUGACGAUAGUAAUAGUAUGAGAAUGGAGACAGAGUUAGUGACAUAGUCUGUUACUGUUUUCCUCUCUGUCUUCAUCCUACCUCAUCCUCCAUUUCUUUUGCAGGUUUUAACAAUUUUUUUUUUUUUUCCUUCAACUUCUUGAAAGUUAAAAUUCUUUCCAAUUCCAUCAGUGCCAAAUGUGUGUCCAUUUAAUGCCUCACUGAAAAGUAAUAUCUGGGGUUUAGUUAAAUGACUCUAGCUGCCAUCUUCCAUGUGUUAAUCAUCAAAUAUCUUUUGUUUUCAGUAUUGGUUCAAGCAUAAACUCUUGUCUCUUCAUGAUGUUGAUAUAGUUUGGUGCAACACUUCAAAGUACAUCUCUCUCUCUUUCCAUCUUCAUUUUCUAUUCAUUAACAUAACGAACAAAUUUGAGCAGUCAGUUAAUACAUAAGUCAUUUAGAUGCACCUUUCACUUAUAACCCUUGCUUGUCUCAAUUCUGUUUUACAUACUUCUGUAAUAGAAUGAAAUGCUAAAAUGCUUAAGUUAGUUGAUAGAGACUGUGUUCUUCAACUAAAUCUCCCUAAUUGCGGCCCCAUACUAGCGCUGUUAUAUUCCUCAUCUAAUCACUAAAAAAAUAUCAAAUGGGUUGAGUUUGUUGCAUUUGCAAUUGUUUACAUUGAUAUAUUGACAAUUUAGGUCUUUAUAUCGUUUAAAUAAUUUGUAACUUUGUGUUCCACAACAUGCAUACGUCACAUAUUCUGCCUUUUGUAGGUUCCACUCUGUUGUCACUCAGGACAUGUAUAUUUUUAUGCACAUAAUUUAUGUCCGGCCUGAGGGGUAUGAUGAUGAUAGAUAUCGGUUUGAUUUUGAAGUUUGCUUCGCAAUCACAAUGUUUCCAGGUUCAAUCCUACUGCAUGGCUGUGGUUGGUCAAAAUCUUGAGGCUGGCUGUCUGUUGGAUGCAUGAUAUUCAUGAAUUAGAAGCCUGAUCUUGUCAUUUACAGUGCCAUGCAGAUUCUACUUGAGGAUUACAUUGAAGGUACGAAUGUCUAUGAAAUACUCAAUCACUUAAAUUAUAAGUAGGUUGUUCAAUUGAUGCAAGAUGUACUUUGGUGUGGAUUGUCAAUUUUGCAUUUGUGUAAGAAUGAGAAAGCUUUUCUUGGUUGUUAAAUUUUGCCAUGUGAUUGAGUUACUUAGUUUCUUACUGGUAUUCAGUCUAACUUUUUGUGUCAAGUCUUAACCAUAUGUAUAAAUAGUGUCUAAGAUCUAAAUCUACACACUUGUAGUACUUGAUUACUUUAAUCUAUAGACAUGCAGUGGGAUUACAUUUGUAAUAUAUUGGUUAUAUUGUAAGGAAUAAAGUAAGAUUUUAUGAACAGUUAUCACAUAAGAUAUAAUUACAUUAAAUAUUUGUUAACAACAGUUUCUUUUUAAAGGUUUAUUCUUAAUAGAAUAUUAGUGGUACUUAUGUUAUUGACCUUGUAUCAAAAGACAACAAUUAGACUCAGAUGGAUUUAAACUUUGGUGUGGUAGAAAGAUGCCUUUUUUUUCUGGUCUGUGUCAAAUGCGUACUGCUACUAUUUGCUAUUUCCUGUAAUAACUUUAAGUAAAAUUUUAUGAACAGUUAUCACAUAACUGUCUGAAAGGGACAUGUAUUACUUUGACUUGAAUCAAACAUUUCUACUGCUAGUCCUUUUACUACUACCAACUGCAGUAAGGCUGCUUUGCCAGUGUGCCAUCAACCUUGUCGAAGUUUGAGGUGUGCCGUGUCAUAUACUUGUUUCUUGGUACUUGACCGCCUUUUUAGUCACAGCAGCUAAAGGGCAGCAACCCAAUAAACCUUAGUGAAAAUGUUUAUCUUCAAGAAAUAUUUUUGUGUCAAAUUUCAGUUUUGUAAAUUAUAAUUGUGCAAUCUACCAUCUUGUUUUUAUUUUUAGAUAAUGAGCAAUUUAUUGCAAAAUAUAUUUGAUCAGAAUGCAUGUAUGUCUAAAUUACAGAAUCAUUGACCUCAUAUAUUAUAAAAAUAGCUUUUAAAGAAGCCAGGGGAGGUGGGGGGGUCAGUGAUUAAAAUUUUAAAACCAGCUGUUGGAGUUUUAAUGUAAUUCUAAUUUUAUUUUUCUCUCAUCUGUCAUUAAGGAUUAGGAAGGUCGUGGGGUUAAGAUGUUCAACUAUUAUUGAUUCAUAUGGUCCCGAUUUCAAUCCUGGCUAUAGCCAUUGUGUUGAAAUAAAUUACUGAUUUGCUCUGCUUUGUAACCAUAGCCAACUGUAUUUAUUAUGGACAUGCCAUCUCUGAAAUAUGGAAGUCCAGUGUGUGGUCUUCAUUUAAAAACUACACUACCUGUAGUGGGGUUCUAGCUGUUAUACCAGCAAUAACUGUUUAGAAACUCCUCUUUGUUGUCAGCCAUUGUAUCACAACUCAAGGCUUGUAUUAACUAGCAACAGUAAUAGAGAAGGUAUCUGACUGUUUUAGCUAAGUGCAAAUAUUUAAAUUUACAAAGCUUUUUCAUUGAAGCAAGAGUAGAAAAAUGGACAUGAAAUGGUGGAGAGGUGUAUUGUAUAAGUGCACAUACACUUAUAUUAUUACAAAUAACUCUAAUUACCUCUGCAGGUGUGAAUGUUUUGUAGUGGGUAAAAUAUUCAACAAAUAAUUGGACCAAGUUUGUGUGAUGAAUGUGUUGAAAACAUAGUGGUAUCUCUUAAGACACUCCUAGUUAUCCGGCCUUAGCUGAACUAAAGUUGGAACCUUUGUUUGGGUGCUCAACUGGUUAAAAAUAGCAGUUAAAUAUCACUUGAAUCCUACCAUACCAUUUUGGAAAAGUGAAUACACAGUAAGUAGUGUAGCCCCCUGGUAUACAAAAAGAUGGGAUGUUCAUUGCUAGAACAUCUUUGUGCAUAAGUUUACUCAAUCAGGACUGUCCAGGGGUUAAACAUUGUAUGGCUUCAGUUGAGACAAAAAAGGAACUUGCUAGAAGUAGCCAUAUUUAUGAAAUACUAAAUAGAACGAUGGGAUGCCCUUUAAACAAAGAUCUGCGUGGUUUUUAGGUUGACUUGAGCUAAUGGUUGCUACUAGCUUCAGUUUAUCUAGAGAAUAACUCCCUGGUUAUUUGGAGAAGCUAUCUACAGUUGAUUAAUUUAGCCUGUUUAUGAUUCACACUGAGUUGAACUUGAGACAUUAAAGAACCAGAUUGAUUGAGAAACAUAAAAAUGUAGGCCAACAAUGAAAGUCAACAAAAUACUUUGCUGAUGGUUUUUGAUGUAUCAGUGUUUGGUUAAACCCUUUCAAUUUUCUAUCUGGAUUUUUGCUGGUGAACUAAACAGCAGAAUGUCUUCAGAGACCCCAUGCAAGUGUUUUGACCCUUCUUUACAUUAUAAGGAGGCUAAGCCCUAUCUAGAUUUUUGCUGGUGAACUAAACAGCAGAAAGUCUUCAGAGACCCCAUGCAAGUGUUUUGACCCUUUACAUUGUAAGGGGGCUAAGCCCUAUCUAGAUUUUUGCUGGUGUACUAAACAGCAGAAAGUCUUCAGAGACCCCAUGCGAGUGUUUUGACCCUUCUUUACAUUGUAAGGGGGCUAAGCCCUAUAUAGAUUUUUGCUGGUGAACUAAACAGCAGAAAGUCUUCAGAGACCCCAUGCAAGUGUUUUGACCCUUCUUUACAUUUUAAGGGGGCUAAGCCACAUCCAGGUCAUGACUCCUGGAUACCCUUUGGCUUUCUGUAUCAAUGUAGCCCUCCUGGAUAGUUAAGGUGCCCCAGAUCCAAACAUUGGUGUUGCAACCAGUUUAUUUGAAGAUGCCAGUUGACUCUUUGGUGAAUUAUGCCUUUCGAAAUUCUCUUCCAUUCUUCCUUUUGAAAUUCUCUUCCAUUUUUCCUUGACCAGAUCCAGUUGGAACUGUAUUUAAUUACUUCUCUUUCUCCCAGAAAUUAAGAGCUGCUUGCACCACUUCUAUGGUGAGCACUUGAAAAAGCAAUUACACUGUGGUUCUUUUAUAAAAUACUAAUUAACAAAGCUUGAUGUAGAUGUGAAAAAUGAAAUUUCAAUCAAGGUGCAUAUGAUUUACAGAUUUUUAUUUUAAUGGUUUUAUGAAAUAUGGUGGUUCUUUUAAUAACCUGUUGGCUCUCACAUGAGCUAUGAAAAUUUUGUUGCAUUUUGUUAUUUCUUUUCUGUGAGCCUUUUGGGCUGGCACACUGAUUACUUAGGUAAUAUGAUUAUGGUACACUUGAACAUUGUUUUCCUAUAUUUUAUAAUUCUUUUUCCCCCCACAUAUCACACUAAGUAAGUCAAAUUUUAAUUUGCAAAACAGAAGGUACUGAAGAUCCACCAGUGACUCAUGGGUAAAAAGAGAGAAAAAAGAAACACUAUCUGUGUGUUCCCCUACCUCACAUGUAUAGUGCAAAAAUGUGAUGCUCAUAUUGAAAUUAAAAUACAUUGGGAUCUUUGGAUAUAAAACAUGAGGCUUGAGAGCCAAUGUGUUGAUCUCUUCAUGCAAUUUUCACAUCUGGACAGUUAAAAAUUACCAAUUGCAAAUUAAAAAAAAAAUUUUUUUUUAAAGAUCAACCAUAGGGCCAUGUCUAGAUGACACUUUUAUUCUAUGGAAGCAGUUUUUUUUUUUUUUUUUUUUUUUCCAUCUCCCAGAAUAAAGAAGGAUGCAGUCCAGAUCUUUAUGGACUACUGAAUGGGAUUAGGUUUGAAGAUGGGCUCAGCUGGCUUAUACCUAAUGAAAUAUUGCUGGAAUAAGAAUGGAAAAAAGUAUUCUGCAAUUUUCAUUCCAUGGGAGUUUUUACUGUACAACCACUAUCCGUUUUCAUAUGUAUAUACACAUUUGGAGCCGAUUAUUCACUUUGUUACUUAUUAGUUUGUUGUGUUGGGAAUCACAAGAUGUGAAACUGAAAAGUGGUGAACUUGAAUCAUCAGUUUUUCACAAAUUGACUCUACAUCGUGUAUAGAGUACAAUACAAAAAAUGUAUCUUAGAUAAUUUCCUCCCACUCUCUUUCUAUGCAUACCUUGGUUUUGGGAUCAAUUAUAAUUAUUUUUACAUCCUCUUGACCCCUAAAUCAUAAAUGGUAGAACCCGUUUUAUAUCAAUCUGGGCUAAGCAGAGUUACGUACCUUGCUCAUUGCAGCACACCACUAUGGUUUGUGUAGUAGCAACAAGGUUUGAACUCAUUACUUUGUGGUUCAAUACUCUUAGCACCUUAACAUCACUACAUGGAUGAGGAUGGUUUCAAAGUUAUGCAAAACAAAAAAAAAACCAAUGGAGUACACAAUACCUAAAUAUUGUGUCAUAUUUCUAAUUAUAAAAUAUUCUAUUGCCACAACCCCCUCCUCCUCAUUUAACAAUAAUGACCAUCACCAUUAUAUCACUUAGUUAUUCCUCAUAUUUUAACAACUAUAUUUCACCUGGCUAUUAUUUGUAUAUGUAUCAAGACUAUUGUGUGUGUGUGUUUUUUCUUUUUUUUUUUUUACUCCUAUUUUAAAAUUUCAUUUUAGAAUAAUAUUCUGACAUAUUUUUAAAUAUGCUGUUUUCUGAAGCAGCUUUUAAAUUUAGUCAUAUUGUAAGGGGUGGAGAUUCUCAUUUGUGGUUUGAAAACUUCAUUGCAUAAUCUAUAGGCAAUAAGGUCUGUCACUGCUCUUCUCAAUGACUCUCUUUCUCUCUCUCUGUUUCUCAUUCAGCCACACGCACACUAACAUAAUGAACUUGGUUUAUAACUUGCAUGUGUGUGUCUUUGUUACACUAUAUUUCCUUGUCUUAAAAAUAGAAGUUCUGAGGUGGUUUAAAUAAUCCUGUCUUUGGAGACAAGGGAGGUGAGAUGUGUCAUUUUUAUAGUGAACCUUACCUUGCUGGUUCACUGUUGUGGCUUCUGUUUCGUUAAUGUGAACAUUUAUUUAUGUAAAAUAUGUAAAUAAAAUUCCAAAAAAUC
This is a messenger RNA of Octopus bimaculoides (California two-spot octopus), 6704 nucleotides long. Its product is annotated as histone chaperone asf1b-B. Gene Ontology annotation, molecular function: histone binding. The record is from RefSeq and is a predicted model, not a curated record. NCBI's taxonomy places the organism in Eukaryota, Metazoa, Mollusca, Cephalopoda, Octopoda, Octopodidae. Gene Ontology annotation, cellular component: chromatin; nucleus. Gene Ontology annotation, biological process: DNA replication-dependent chromatin assembly.